Molecule: messenger RNA, 654 nt
Organism: Sungouiella intermedia
Lineage: Eukaryota; Fungi; Ascomycota; Pichiomycetes; Serinales; Metschnikowiaceae
Source: the annotation of a GenBank genome assembly
AUGGGAAGCUCCGCCUCCAUUCCUCCAGUCACUUUCACUAAACACUUCCAUGAUCUUCCCACCUUAGCCAGAGUCAAAAUCUCAGGCAGCAUUCUCAAACGUAAAAUACAUGUUGUGUGUGAUCAUACAUCGAGAGAGUGGGUGAUAGUGCUACCUCGAGGGUACUCAGGGCCUAUUGUAUUCCAUGAUGGACCAAAAGAAGAUGAUGCAGUAAUGGCAGUUUCUUCUAGAAGACACACGGUGUUUGAAAUCACUUUAUCAGGAAUGGAACUCCGUGAGGUAACUGAACUUAUGCAUUGCGAAGAAGUAGCAUUAUCUACACGAAUUUAUUGGUUUGAGCUUACAGUUGAGAAAAAUAGAGAGAGAUUUGAAUGGUGGCCAACCACUCAAGGUAAAAUCUCUGACACAGAUUCGAUAUGGAGCCUUAUUAAAGUAUCAAGGACCAAACUGGCUAGGAGUCAGCGAAUGUCGACCAUUAAAGAUGAAAAAGAAAUAGUAGCCCGCUGGAUAUACAGAGAUGCUGUUCGUCCAGAAGGACAAUUUGAAUUGGUUGGCACAGGACUUGCUUUUGGCCCCACAUAUCACUUAAUGGCAUUGGCUUCGGCAGUCACAUUCCAUUGCAACAAUAUUCGUGAUGUUAGGCGACGAGGUUGA